This is a messenger RNA of Tympanuchus pallidicinctus (lesser prairie-chicken), 1135 nucleotides long. It is a transcript of the gene ADCYAP1, whose product is annotated as adenylate cyclase activating polypeptide 1. The transcript is spliced from 5 exons. Gene Ontology annotation, molecular function: peptide hormone receptor binding; neuropeptide hormone activity; pituitary adenylate cyclase activating polypeptide activity. Gene Ontology annotation, biological process: neuropeptide signaling pathway; positive regulation of GTPase activity; regulation of protein localization. The coding region runs from base 416 to 934 and encodes 172 amino acids. The record is from RefSeq and is a predicted model, not a curated record. Gene Ontology annotation, cellular component: neuron projection; perikaryon; extracellular region. NCBI's taxonomy places the organism in Eukaryota, Metazoa, Chordata, Aves, Galliformes, Phasianidae.
CUUCCCCGCGCCCCGCGCUCCGGCGCCGCGCCCCGCUCCCUUCCCCUGCAGACUCCGCUCCGGAUCUGCUCGGCUGCCUGAAAACUUUUUUUGGCCUUUUCGAUUUCCCCCCCCCCCCCCUUUUUUUUUUUUUUUUUUUUCCCUCUUAUUUUUUGUCGGAGUGGAUUCCCCUAAAACCAUCCAACAACUCUCUGCUGCUUCUGCGCCUUCUUCAUCCUUCGCCCAGAGGAAAGGCGAUGCCGGCAGCCCUUUGACUCUUUUCGGCCGCAACUUGGGAGACAGAUCUAUUUUUCCCCCUCCUCUUUGGGGUUUUUCUCCUUUUCCCUCUCUCCCUUCUCCUUCCGCAGCCACACGCUCUCAGUGCCGGGUGUCACAGUUUCAUGCGCUUUUCCUUUCCCUCCCGCACAGAGUGGCGAUGUGUAGCAAAGCGCUCCUAGCCCUUCUGGUUUAUGGCAUAAUAAUGCAUUGCAGCGUCUACUGCUCACCCGCCGUUGGACUCCAGUACCCGGCGCUCAGGCUGGAGGAGGAGGUGUACGACGAGGACGGGAACACCCUGCAGGACUUCGCCUACGAUCAGGAGCCACUGGGGGUGGCCGGGCCGCCGUCCGCGCUGGGCGAGGUGUACGCGCUGUACUACCCGCUGGGAAAGAGGCACGCCGAUGGGAUCUUCAGCAAAGCCUACAGGAAAGUCCUGGGCCAACUGUCCGCCAGGAAAUACCUUCACUCCCUGAUGGCCAAGCGGGUCGGCGGUGCCAGCAGCGGCCUGGGGGACGAGGCGGAACCGCUCAGCAAGCGGCACAUAGACGGCAUCUUCACGGACAGCUACAGCCGCUACCGGAAACAAAUGGCUGUCAAGAAAUACUUAGCGGCCGUCCUGGGGAAAAGGUAUAAACAAAGAGUUAAAAACAAAGGACGCCGAGUAGCGUAUUUGUAGCGAUGAGCAACCGCCGCUGCCGUGCGUAGUCCUGAGAGAGAGAGAGAGAGAGAUUGAGAGAGAGAGAGAGAGAGAGAGACCCAACCACCCAAACCCAAACAAAAGUCAUUUCCAAAGUGACGGAAAGACCGCCGCUCCCGUGUUCCCCAAACAUGUAUUUAUGUAUGAAGUAAAGCCAUUAAAUGAAUAUUUUGAUAAUAA